AUGCGAGGUCGUAAUGCGUUGCAUCUUGCCGUUUUAACUCAUUCGGAAAUCACCGUUAAACUAUUUGAAUGCAUGAAGAAUAUGACAGAAAUGCCGACGUCCGGUCUUCCUCGAGGCAUUACACCGUUCCAUUUAGCAGCUGUAAACAAUAGAGCAAAGCCACUUUUACGUCUUGCCAAGGAAGUAGAGAAGAGAACAGAUAAGGCGGCGAAGAAGCGGGUACUAGUAGAUCGACCAUUGUUUGCUUAUACGGAUGUGAAAAAUCGAAUACCAUUGCAUUACGCGAUGAAAUAUGGGCAUCUCGAUCCAACGGCUGUGCUGCUUAGUCAGCAAGGGGCUGAACUUUGUCUGACUUGGCGUGACAAAGAUGAAAUGACGCCACUUCAUUUUGCUGCCGCAAACGGAAAGAAUGCGUGCAUUGACUGGGUUUUACGGAAAUUUAGCAAGAUCAGUGUGAAUAGGAAAGAUGCCAAAGGGAGGUCAUGCGGUAUGUUAUCACUCACGUCAUUAUCGGGACCGUUCUGGCCACUGGUGCGGAAGAGCAACCUGGAACGGUGCGAUAACAUGGGUCGGGGAUAUUUACACAGAGCAGUUUAUUCGCGUAAUAAGGAGCUGCUCAUAAGAGUGUUGGAGAGAUGUAAUCCAAAUGUCCGUGAUAUCAAUGGUGUAACGCCACUUCAUGUCGCGGCUGCGGUCGGCGAAAGUGAGGCGGCAAUAAUGCUGAUUCAGUGUGGAGCGAAUAGACUGGCGCCGGAUAAACGCGGAUUUACACCGAUUGAUUGGGCGGCAGCCUAUAACAAAGUGAGCAUUAGUGAGGAUAUCGCUGGAAAAAUGAAGGAUAAUCGUAGUCAA
This is a messenger RNA of Ostertagia ostertagi, 852 nucleotides long. The record is from the annotation of a GenBank genome assembly. Lineage: Eukaryota; Metazoa; Nematoda; Chromadorea; Rhabditida; Trichostrongylidae.